AUGUUUAGUAAGAGUGUGUUUCGACUGAAACCAAGAGUAUUUAAUCCCCAGUCUUUCUGGAGAUUCCCAGUUGCUUUCCAACUACAGAGAUAUCCUAUUGCGUCCUUCGCUAGAGCAAUCAGGAAGCCAAAGACUAAAUCUGAGAAAGUUUUGAGCAAAGUUGCUGAGAGAAAAUCGCUUGAUGACCAACUCCAGAAGUAUGAAUUUGAAAUUGACGCUAUCAAAAUCAAACAACUACAAAAUUUAGGCACUAUUAAAGGAGUGCUGAGGUUCUAUAAUGAGAAUAAUCCCAGCACUCUCCAUCCCAUCUUCAAAGUACAUGUACUAGGAAAGAUCGUAAGGGGAUUACCAAAAGAGAGAAUUAACCCAAAUGCUCUAAUUAAGAAUGAAGCGUUCCAGAAUUUGUAUACUUCAAUGAAAGCAUCUAUUGAUAAGAUGGAUGCUAAGGGUCUCAGUAGUUUCAUACUUUAUAGCUCCAUUUUGGGUAUAAAUGACCAAGAAACCUUGGAAUACGCUAAGGAUAAGAUCACUGUUGGAAAUUUUAGGAUGAUCAAUCCUCAAGAUCUUAGUCAUUUCUUGCUAGCAUUUGCUAAAUCUGGAUACAUGACUGAGUAUCUUGCAAACAAUAUGCUGAGGAAGUUAUCAGAUCAGCAGCCUUUCAACAUGUUCAUUGCAAACAGAAACUUAUGGGCUUGAAAUACCCUAAAUAUUUACCAUGAGGGCCUUUUUGAUAAAUUUGAACAGAUCUUAGAGCAUAAAAGAGACUUCCUAUCUGAAGAUAUUGUGAUGAAUUACAUGCUGACUCUGACUAAAUUUGAUCAUCUCAGCCAAGACUCCAAGUCUAUUCUCACCAGGCAUGCAAUUGAGAACGUAGAUACCUACAAAUUCUCUUCACUUGCUUCUAUCUGUGAUUGCUUGGUCAAGAUCAACCAUGAAGAUGGGGUAGUUUUUGACAUCAUCAAAAUGAGUUUAAUCAAAAGAUUUACAGCGGUUGACAUUUCUCAAUUAGCAUCAGAAGUUACUUCUAUUGAUCUUGCUCAGUUUAUGACUGCAUUUACUCACUUCGAGAGAUAUGAUGCAGAAAUUCUCACAAUCUUGGAGCAAGUAUUUGUGCAAAUACUUGACCAAGCUGGAGGAAAAGAAACAGCUGCAAUGCUUAUCAACCAUUCUCAAUGGAACCAAAAAGUACUAAAGUAUGAUUACAGAGGGAUUAAAAAGACUAUUAGGAAGAAGGCUAAUAAGAAGCACUUCAUGUUGAGUAGGACAGAAAAAGUCUUUAAAAAGUACAACCAUGAACUCACUGAGAAAUUUAUUGAAAACUUAGCAACAAAGGCCGAUGAGAUAAACCUAAAUGCCUUGAUCCAAAUCCAGUCUAACCUCUUGAGCAACAAUAUUAGGAAGAAUUCCACUAAGAGAUCCAUUCUUGAUUUCUUUAGUCAUUCCGGCUUAAAAAUAUUCAAAGCUCAGCUGGAGUCAGAUGCAGACCUUGACAUACAAGAGUUCAGACGCCUUCUUUGAAGAUAUUAUGCAGGAGUACGUAAGAUCUGCUUCAAAAAGGAGCAACUCCAGACCUGAGUAGAGAUGAUAUAUCAAACAUUAGGGUAUAAUAUAUUUACACUCAGAGCAGAGCUAUCCCCAAUCUUCAAGGCUCAUGAUAAGCAAACAAAAUGGGAAGAAGAAAUUCAACAAGAGAUUGAGAUUCCAAAAAGUAUUGUUGAGGAUGUUGAGUUAGAAUAAAUUCAAUUUUGAGGUUUAAGUGA
Molecule: messenger RNA, 1760 nt
Organism: Moneuplotes crassus
Lineage: Eukaryota; Ciliophora; Spirotrichea; Euplotida; Euplotidae
Source: the annotation of a GenBank genome assembly